AUGGCGCUGUCCCUGACCGGCGAGCCGGGCCCCAAGGAGGCCGGAGACGCGCUCCGGCUGAGCCCAGGGAGCCUCGCGGCUUACUACCCCGCUUUCCUCCCUCCCGGCCAGUACUUCGAGGCGGCCCCCGACCUCUUCCACCCUCUCAAGCCCCUGGGCAGGCUUGUCACCGCCUCGCCGCCCUUGCCACCCUUCGGCUUCAGCAGCCUGCCCGCUUUCCUGAGCCAGCCGGCGGCCCCGCCGGCUCCUGUCCCGCUGCCCGCCCCGGCGGGCUCGCCGCCGCGGCCCUGCCCGAGCCCGCCCCGCCGGGGGGCCCGCAGCCCGGGGCGCCCGGGGCCGAGCCACAGGUACCACUUCACCGAGGAGGAGCUCAACACGGUGCUGUACGGGGCGCUCCGCAGCAGCCAGCUGGCCGGCAGCCUGCACGCCAUCUCGGGGCUCCGGCUGCCCCCCGGCAGCCCGGGUAAGGGGGCUGCCGACGGCCGGGCGCUGGCGACGGGGGCAGCGGGGCCUGGCGGCACGUCGGGGUGGGGGCGGCCGCCUCGCCCCCCGCGCGCCGGGGCAGCGCCGGCGGCGGCCGCGCUCACCCCGCGGCCCCUCUUCCGCAGGUGCGGCGGACUCGCCCUCCGCGCCGCUGCUCGACGGGGACUCGCUGCAGCUGCCCGAAGGUAGGGGCGCCCGGGCGCGCUGCCCCGCCGCGCCGCGCCGCCGCGCCGCGCCGCGCUCAGCCCCGCUUCCCCCGCAGGGCUGGCGGUGCUGCGGGCGGCCUACGGGGACGUGUCCCAGCUCGGAGUCUUCUGCACGGAUCCCAUCCCCAAAGGCGUGCGCUUCGGCCCUUUCCAAGGCAAAGUGGUCCACACCAGCGAGAUCAAGACUUACGAUGACAACUCCUUGAUGUGGGAGAUCUUUGAAUACGGGCGCCUGAGCCACUUCAUAGACGGGAAGGGAGCCGCUGGCAACUGGAUGUCCCUGGUAAAUUGUGCCAGGUUCCCUGAGGAGCAGAAUUUGACAGCUCUCCAGUGCCAGGGGCAAAUCUUCUAUGAAAGCUGCAAAGAAAUCUUACCGAAGCAGGAGCUGCUGGUGUGGUACGGGGAUUGCUAUGUGCAGUUUUUGGGCAUCCCCAUCAGCCUGAAGGGCAUGCCAGAAGGGAAGAGACCCCAGCAGCAAGCUGAAGAAGCUGGGGAGAGCUAUAAAUGCGAGAGAUGCGGCAAGGUUUUUGCGUACAAGUAUUACCGGGACAAGCACCUGAAGUACACCCGCUGCGUGGACCAGGGGGACAGAAAAUUUCCUUGCCACCUUUGUAACCGAUCCUUUGAAAAACGAGACAGGCUGAGGAUCCACAUCCUCCACGUCCACGAAAAGCACCGACCUCACAAGUGCUCAGUGUGUGGGAAGAGCUUUUCUCAGUCCUCCAGUCUCAACAAGCACAUGAGGGUUCACUCCGGAGAGCGCCCCUACAAAUGUGUGUACUGCAACAAGGCGUUCACAGCGUCGAGCAUCCUGCGCACUCACAUCCGCCAGCACUCGGGAGAGAAGCCCUUCAAGUGCAAACACUGCGGCAAAGCCUUCGCCUCGCACGCCGCCCACGACAGCCACGUCCGGCGCACGCACAGUAAGGACAAGGGCUGCGCUUGCUCCGUGUGCGGCCAGCACUUCCCGGAGCAGGAGGAGUUGCACUUCCACAUGCAGUUUCACGCCGCUCGCUAG
Molecule: messenger RNA, 1707 nt
Organism: Rhea pennata
Lineage: Eukaryota; Metazoa; Chordata; Aves; Rheiformes; Rheidae
Gene: PRDM14
Product: PR/SET domain 14
Exons: 6
Biological process (GO): regulation of transcription by RNA polymerase II
Cellular component (GO): nucleus
Molecular function (GO): RNA polymerase II transcription regulatory region sequence-specific DNA binding; protein binding
Source: RefSeq, a predicted model, not a curated record